Molecule: messenger RNA, 3348 nt
Organism: Helicoverpa zea (corn earworm)
Lineage: Eukaryota; Metazoa; Arthropoda; Insecta; Lepidoptera; Noctuidae
Gene: Arfip
Product: arfaptin-2
Exons: 7
Coding region: 193-1146 (317 amino acids)
Biological process (GO): regulation of Arp2/3 complex-mediated actin nucleation; intracellular protein transport
Cellular component (GO): trans-Golgi network membrane
Molecular function (GO): protein domain specific binding; phospholipid binding
Source: RefSeq, a predicted model, not a curated record
UUGUGUUGAUAUUAUUGACAAUUUGUCAUUGUCAAAGUUUAGUGUACUCUAGCGUCGAUUGUGUCGAAUUCUUACAAUAUUUUCCGGCAUUUCUUUGAAUAAUGCUAAGCAUAACGUGUAAUUAAAUAGGUGUGAGGUUUUAUAGUGACCGACGCGUCAGGCCGCUGAGGAAGAUAUCUUCUUUACGCCAAGAUGUCUAAAUGGCAGUCGGAGCGCAGCAUCCACGAGAUGUUGAAGGACACUCCGCCGCUGCGCGAGUCCAGCGACUCCAUCACAUCGGGCACCGAGGCCAAGUUCCCCACGUCGCGGUCCAUGCCUUUCCCGCCAGCCUACGCUCCCCCAGAUGUAUCACAGAAUGGAACAGGCUCGGGCACAUUGCUGCGCUCGGGGUCAAGCAAGCUGGACGCUAUCCGCAACUGGGGUGUCUCCACAUACAAGUGCACCAAGCAGAUACUGUAUGAAAAGCUCGGCAAGAGCUCACGCACUGUUGACACUGAGCUGGAGGCGCAGAUCGAGAUGCUGCGCGAGACGCAGCGCAAGUACGCGGGCGUGCUGCGGCUGUCGGGCGCGCUGACGGCGCAGCUCGGCGCCGCGGCCGCCACGCAGCGCGCGCUGGGCGAGGCCUUCGCCGACCUCGCGCAGAAGUCGCCCGAGCUGCAGAACCAGUUCCUGUACAACGCGGACACGCAGCGCACGCUGACGCGGAACGGCGAGACGCUGCUGGCGGCGCUACACUUCUUCAACAACUCGCUCAACACGCUCACCAACAAGACCAUCGAGGACACGCUGCUCACCAUCCGCCAGUACGAGGCCGCCAGGGUGGAGUACGACGCGUACCGCAGCGAGCUGGAGGCGAGCGGCGGCAACCCGCCCGAGCUGCUGCUGGCCAGCAUCGCGCGCCGCCGCCGCUCCUACGAGCGUCUGCGCGACGACUCCGCCGUCAAGCUCAAGCUGCUGCACGAGAACAGGGUGAAGGUGAUGAACAAGCAGCUGCUGCUGUUCCACAACGCGGUGUCGGCGUACUUCAGCGGCAACAACGUGGCGCUGGAGGCCGCCGUGCGGCACUUCAACGUGCUGCCCCCCGCCGCCCCCGCGCCCGCCCCCGCCACCGCCCCCGCCGCCCACGCGCCGCCCGCCACCGGCUAGCCGACGCCCUCCGACCGACAGCUUGUCAAAACAUACAUGCCCGUGGGCAUUUUGAAAAACUAGAUUUUCUUGCUUACAACCCAAUGUCAUUCAACUAUUUAAUUGAUUACGAAAAGUAAUGAUGAUUUUACAUUUAUUUUAAUAAGGAUAACGGUGUCAGAUCAUAUUCUGAUAAUUAUACAUAAAAAAGCACUUUAAAUAAUUACCAUGUAUUUUUUGACAAACUGUACAUAUUUUGAUUUCCUGUUUCAAAAUUAAUUUAAUUGAACUUCUAUUGUGUAUCCGUGAUUUAUUGGAACAGAAUAAUGGGUCUCACAAUAAACUGAAAAUAAUGACUAGUAAUUAAAAUACUGUCUCGCAAUAAUGUUGAUAUAACAGUGGUAGUGUGUGUUGGGCCGUACCGGAGGCUCGGAGUGUUCACUCCAACUACACGGUUAGAUUAAGCUUUAUUUUAAUUUUGUAAAUAAUGUAAUGUGACGCUUAUUGACCAAAAUGAAAUUCCCGUAUUAAUUGAUAUUUGUGACAGAAAUAUGCCAGAUGUUAUCACUAGACAUCUACUAAAUAUAUGCACUAUCAAAAUACUAUUUACUACUUGAACGAAAUAUUUUGGCAUUCACUAAUUUCAGAAGUUUUUUAAUAAGGUCGAAAAAUACUACAUCUUUUCAACACGCUUUAUGUAACUAUGUAAUGGAAUCGAAUUUAACCAUCUUCCAAACAUUGUAGCUUCAUAAAUAUUGGCAACAGUAUGUAGGUCUGAUGACAAUACAAUAAUAUGGCACUGUCGAACUGAUCUGAUGGAAGAUAUGAACCGGAACUUCAUGAUAGAACGUCGUAUCAUAGUUGUUCGGACUUCUUAGGAAAGUCUCGUAAUGAUUUUGCACGCAUUUAUAAAAGCGUGUUUUUUUUAAACUUUUCAUUUAUUUCCGAUAGCUGAUAAUAUUUCAGUCCAUAUGUUGGCCGGUGCUUGUUAAUAAACACCAGCGAAAUACAACAAGCCAGACUCUUAACUAAAAUAUGCACAAUUCAGAAAUAAAUUGCCAAAAUACAUAUGUAAUAACACUGUCAUAAUAAAGUUUAUGAAUUUGCUUGUGCAAACAACGCCUAUACAUGUCUACUUUGUUAUCAUGUGGCCACAACGUUUAGUGAAGCCAUGUUAGCGUCAUGAAAUAUACUGAACUCAUCAAAAUAUUUUUAGUUGAUACUAAUUCCGAGCAUACACAAAUAAAAAGUAUAAUGUAUACCCUUUACAUUAGUAGGUAGUAAAUAUUUAAUGAAUUUAUUUUUACAGUAUUCCAAUUAUGUUAUAAGUUGUGUUAGCUAAGCUUACAUUAUGUGUGAUUGUUAUCUAUUCAUUCCAAUAUUUAUUGCUUUCUGCUUGCCUAGUUGUUAAAGUUAAUAUAAAAAAAUGACAUUUACUAUUUCCUUGUUUAUUAGGCACAAUGUUAGCAAUUUAUUAGCUCAAAAUUGUCCUUCCAAAGUUCCCCGCAGCCUAAAGCUUCUGUGUUCAUAAUAAUUGAACUAAUAUUGCUCCCGUGUUACGGCUAGUAGUUGAAUGCCACAUGCUGCCUGUGUUUCCAGGAUAUUAUGGACCAUUUGUGUACUUUUCAUCAUGUAAAUGAUUACUUUGAAUAACAUUUCAACCGAUGUAUGACAUGUAUAAGUAUGGAUGUCCUGAGAACACAGUAGCACCAUAGUGAAACUUUUGAAACCAAUUUCUUGUAAUUAUGAGUAUUUUACAACAUAUUCUCAAUAAUAAUCUACACACUAUGUUGUAUGUACUUAUAGGAUAUAUUGUAAUAUUGCCACUAUUGGAAUAAGGCCUUUGGUUUCAAUCCUUUUGAUGUAACACAUUGAUGUGGUGUUAACCAACACAAGGUUGGCUAAAUUUGAAGUUUCUCAUAGUUUAAGUAUUAAUUGUGAUCUCAUAACAUUAUCAGCCAGCCGCAGUUGUGUUCACGCUACCAGUUGAUGUGUAUCCUAACAAGUUAUGACAAUAUUGCACAGAAUUAGGUCCAGUACGACAAGUAUGAGCCUAGGGGCCUAGGACAAGUUCUCACUAGCUAGUCAAGUUGUUCAUUUAGUUGAUUGUACUUCAAUGUGACUUAUUUAUAUUAUUUUAGAGAUCAAAUUAUACACUAUUAUUAUAAAUAUAAGGCAAUGUGUUUAUCAUAUUUUUUAAGGAGUGUAAAUUCAACUAUACCA